GUUUCGUUCACUCCUGCCCAAAUCCUCACCUAUCACCGUCUCCGUGUGCGAGAGCGAAACCAAUCGGUCCAUGGCGUCGAUUUCGUCGGCAGCUGCCCAUCUCUCUCGCAGUCGUGGCCCUCUCCUCUUCCUCUCUUCGCCUUCUCCUUCCGCUCUCAAUCGCCCAGCCUGCCUCCGUAUCUCUUCCUUGCCGGGCGGCGCCCACUCCAUAAAGAAGAGUAAUGGUGCGAAGAGGUAUGGCUGCUGCAAGAUCCCCUCUCCCACUCUUCGUUGUAGCGCGCAGCUCCUUGGCGACCUCGCCCCCGCCACGUCCGCCGCCUACGGCACCCUCCUCCUCGGCGGCGGCCUCUUCGCUUAUGUGAAAUCGAGGAGCAAGGGGUCCAUUCUUGGAGGGCUUUCGGGAGCCUGCCUCAUGGCCGUUGCAUAUUAUCUGAUGCAAUCACCAGAGACAAAGGAAUUAGGUAUAGCCAUUGGCUUCGGAUCAGCUUUUCUCUUCGCCUCUGUAUUUGGUAUACGAUUGGUUGCCACUCGAAAAUUCAUGCCUUCUGGACUUCUAUUGAGUCUUUCUGUUGGUGUGCUGGCAGUGUUCCUUUCUGCUUAUACGCAAGCAAAAGUCUAAUUUGCACAGGACAAAUGUAAAUACAUCGUUGAUUAUAUUUGUAGUAAAUUCAUAAUGAGAAGAAUAUAUUCCUCAAGCAGCGUUGAAAUCUGAGGACGUCCUCCGAAAGCAAGAUGUGGUUUAUUGGAGCUGCUUAUGAAUGUAAUUGGAUCUGUACCAAUUAUCGUAUUUAUGUUAGCGGACUGAGAUCUGACAUUGAUAGCCCACCUAGUUUGGCUUAUUAAAUCAAUGCUGUGUUGAUUAGGUUGGAGUA
Molecule: messenger RNA, 872 nt
Organism: Musa acuminata AAA Group (dessert banana)
Lineage: Eukaryota; Viridiplantae; Streptophyta; Magnoliopsida; Zingiberales; Musaceae
Product: protein FATTY ACID EXPORT 4, chloroplastic
Exons: 5
Coding region: 71-619 (182 amino acids)
Cellular component (GO): membrane
Source: RefSeq, a predicted model, not a curated record